AUGGCAGAAGGUCUGGCGCUAACAGUGACGUCAGCAUACUUCCCUCCGGGGAGAACAUACACAACUUCGCAACUUGACACGCUUUUGACGACCAGCGGGCCCCACCUCAUUGGUGCAGAUGCCAAUGCGCAUGCAAUGGCAUGGGAUCGCGCGAUCCCCCCUGAUACCCGUGGCGAUGUGCUAGUACAAUGGUGCUUAGACAAUGAUUACGUUAUUCAUAACACUGGAGACUGCACUCGCCACACCACACGCCAUGGUCCGUCCGCG
Trypanosoma theileri is the source of this 267-nucleotide messenger RNA. RefSeq names its product Tbingi protein. NCBI's taxonomy places the organism in Eukaryota, Euglenozoa, Kinetoplastea, Trypanosomatida, Trypanosomatidae. Gene Ontology annotation, molecular function: catalytic activity. The record is from RefSeq and is a predicted model, not a curated record. The transcript has a single exon. The annotation marks the transcript as partial.